This is a messenger RNA of Macadamia integrifolia, 4040 nucleotides long. Its product is annotated as LRR receptor-like serine/threonine-protein kinase RGI1. Gene Ontology annotation, biological process: protein phosphorylation. Gene Ontology annotation, molecular function: protein kinase activity; protein binding; ATP binding. The record is from RefSeq and is a predicted model, not a curated record. The transcript has 2 exons. Bases 397 to 3867 code for a protein of 1156 amino acids. Lineage: Eukaryota; Viridiplantae; Streptophyta; Magnoliopsida; Proteales; Proteaceae.
CUCUCUCUCUGCCCUUUGCCUCUGAUCAUAACCACCAGCCUUAGUGCUUAUUAGUAUUUUUAAAUUUCCACACACACACACAGGAGGGUGGCGAAGCAACCGAGGUGACGGUGGAGCAGGUGGUGGUGGAGGAGGAGGUGGAGCUCCAGCUGCAACCUGCUAAACCUCUCUUAUUUUAUUGUCUUCUAUUUCUUUAUCGUUUCUUUCAUCACUCCCCUGUUCCUCUCCCUCCUCUGUUUGUGUGCCUGUGUUUUUUGCUUCCCAAGUAUAGUAGCAAUCUAAGUAGCAGGAGAGAAGAGAGGAGAAGAGAAGUGAAGAGAAGAGAAAAGAGAACCGAGGUUGUGUGGGCAGGAGACCCGAUGCAAACGCGUGAAGUGAGGCUUGGGUUUUGAUGCAAUGUCGAUGCCCAGCUCGAGGCAACAACACCACCUCCAAAAACCACCACCACCACCACCAGCCUCCUCUUACAUCCAUAACAAAAUUCACAGACGCCCCACCUUCGUUGGUACCAUCUUUGUCAUCGUCUCAAUUGCAUUAGCAUUUCACGUUGGAUCAUCAGAAGCCGCCCCCAACCAUGAAGGACUCGCACUGCUCUCAUGGAUAAACGAUGCUUCUACAGUAGCCUCUGCAUUCCCCGAUUGGAACCCACAUGACCCAAACCCUUGUAACUGGACUUACAUCACUUGCUCUGCUCAUGGCUUCGUCACCCAUAUUACCAUCAAAUCCAUCCAGCUCGCCCUCCACGUCCCUUCCAAUCUACCCUCCUUCGCUUUCCUCGAACAGAUUAUUAUCUCCGACGCUAACCUCACCGGAACUAUCCCCGUCGAUAUUGGAAACUGCCCUUCACUCACAGUCCUCGACCUCAGCUCCAACAGUCUCGUGGGUAGCAUUCCUGCAAGUAUUGGUAAGCUCAGGAACCUCCAAGACUUAAUCUUGAACUCCAACCAGCUCACAGGCAAGAUUCCAGCCGAGAUUGGGAACUGCAUUAGCCUUCAAAAUCUUCUUCUUUUAGAUAACCGUCUUGGGGGUUCUCUGCCACCGGAGCUCGGAAAACUGUCUAGCCUGCAAGUCCUUCGUGCCGGAGGGAACAAAAAUGUCGUCGGAAAAAUCCCAGAUGAAAUCGGUGACUGCGGAAACCUAACUGUAUUGGGUCUCGCAGACACCCAAAUUUCUGGGUCGUUGCCUGCUUCAUUGGGUAAGCUCAGCAAGCUCCAGACUCUCUCUAUUUAUACUGCCAUGCUCUACGGUAAGAUUCCAGCGGAGAUUGGGAAGUGCUCUGAGCUUGUGAAUCUGUAUCUCUAUGAGAACUCCCUCACCGGUUCACUUCCGCCGGAGCUCGGCAACCUUGGGAAGCUGGAGAGGUUGUUUCUAUGGCAGAACGACUUCGUUGGGGAGAUUCCGGAUGAUAUUGGUAACUGUAGCAGCUUGAUUAUGCUCGACCUUUCCAUCAAUUCUUUCUCUGGAAGCAUUCCUUCCUCUCUUGGGCGUCUCUCUGCGCUGGAAGAGCUGAUGUUGAGCAACAAUAACAUCUCUGGUUCAAUGCCCUCUGUUCUCUCCUCUGCUACGAGUCUUGUACAGUUGCAACUCGAUACCAACCAAAUCUCGGGUUUGAUUCCACCAGAGCUAGGCAUGUUGACGAAUCUGAACGUCUUCUUCGCUUGGCAAAACCAGCUUGAGGGUAGCAUUCCAUCCAGAUUGGCGAGUUGCAGUAGCCUUCAAUUGCUUGAUUUGUCUCACAAUGCACUCACUGGGAUCAUUCCUCCCGGUUUGUUUCAUCUUCAGAAUCUAACCAAGCUACUCUUGAUAGCUAAUGACAUAUCCGGUUCGAUUCCGCCGGAGGUGGCUAACUGCAAGUCUCUUGUUCGGUUACGGCUUGGGAACAAUAGGAUCGGCGGAGAGAUCCCAAAGGAGAUUGGGGGUCUUAGGAGCAUCAAUUUCCUUGACCUAUCUGGGAAUCAGUUAACUGGGCCUGUCCCAAAUGAGAUCGGGAACUGUACAGAGUUGCAGAUGCUGGACCUCAGUUACAACUCACUUGAAGGAGAUCUGCCCAACUCUGUAUCCUCUCUCACUGCCCUUCAGGUCUUUGAUGUUUCCUCAAAUCAGUUCACUGGUUCCAUUCCAGCAAGUAUUGGUCGUCUUGCUUCAAUGAAUAAGCUCAUUCUCAGUAGGAACUCAUUCUCUGGAUCAAUACCUCCAUCAAUUGGCCUCUGUUCAAAUCUCCAAUAUCUUGAUCUUAGCAGUAAUGGACUCUCUGGCAAUAUCCCAACUGAAUUGUGUCAGAUAGAGGGUCUUGGCAUUGCUCUCAAUCUUAGUGGAAAUGCACUUACGGGGCCAAUUCCAAACCAGAUAUCAUCACUAAACAAGCUCUCCAUCCUUGAUCUCUCACAUAAUAAGCUUGAGGGAGACUUGACCCCGCUUGCUGGGCUUCAGAAUCUUGUCUCUCUGAACAUCUCCUACAACAAUUUCACCGGUUAUCUUCCUGAUAACAAGCUAUUCCGGCAGUUAUCGGCGACUGAGUUGGGUGGGAAUCAAGACUUGUGUGCUAGGGGCAGGGACUCUUGUUUCUUGAGCAAUGUUGCUGGGAUGCAAAUGACAAGCACCGACUUGGCUCGGUCGCGAAAGUUCAAGUUGGUAAUUGUAUUGCUGAUCACAUUGACAGUGGUGAUGAUGAUCCUUGGAAUAAUUGCAGUGAUUCGGGCUCGUAGGGUUAUCAGAGAUGAUGAUGAUUCGGAGAUGGGGGGAGAGUCUUGGCCUUGGCGAUUCACUCCAUUUCAGAAGCUGAACUUCACUGUUGAUCAAGUAUUGAGAUGUCUUGUGGAUGCUAAUGUGAUUGGGAAGGGCUGUUCUGGGGUGGUAUAUCGUGCAGAUAUGGACAAUGGUGAAGUGAUUGCAGUGAAGAAGCUAUGGCCAAACACAAUGGCAGCGGCCAAUGACGAUGACAGGUGCAGUAUUCGCGAUUCUUUUUCGGCGGAGGUGAAGACAUUGGGUUCUAUCCGUCACAAGAGCAUUGUUAGGUUCUUGGGUUGCUGCUGGAAUCGGAACACAAGACUGCUAAUGUACGACUACAUGCCCAAUGGGAGCUUGGGUAGUCUCCUCCAUGAGAGGAGUGGUGGUAGCUUGGAGUGGGAUUUGAGGUACCAGAUUGUGCUGGGAGCUGCACAAGGCCUGGCUUACUUACACCAUGAUUGUGUCCCUCCCAUUGUUCAUAGGGACAUCAAAGCCAACAAUAUCCUCAUUGGUCUUGAAUUCGAGCCAUACAUUGCCGAUUUCGGGCUGGCUAAGCUCGUCGAUGACAGAGAUUAUGCCCGAUCGUCCAAUACAGUCGCUGGUUCAUAUGGGUACAUUGCUCCUGAAUAUGGAUACAUGAUGAAGAUCACAGAGAAGAGUGAUGUCUACAGUUAUGGAGUUGUUGUAUUGGAAGUGUUAACAGGGAAGCAACCCAUUGAUCCAACAAUACCUGAUGGGCUCCAUGUAGUAGACUGGGUGAGGCAGAGGAGGGGAGGAAUUGAGGUUCUUGACCCCAGUCUAAGUGCCCGGCCUGAGUCAGAGGUGGAGGAGAUGAUGCAGGCAUUAGGUGUGGCCUUAUUAUGUGUAAAUCCUUCCCCAGAUGAAAGACCAACCAUGAAAGACGUCGCGGCGAUGCUCAAGGAGAUCAGACAUGAGAGAGAGGAGUACGCAAAGGUAGAUGCACUACUCAAAGGAUCUCCAGUGGCUGAUCAUCAAGGUAACAACAAUGGAACAGGCCCAACAACUUCAUCAUCCACCACACCAAAGCCUUGCUCAUUCCCACAAAGCAACAACACCAGCUUCUCUGCAUCCUCACUCCUGUACUCAUCGUCCUCCAUUGCCAAAAUGGUCUUCAAAUGAUUUAAUAAUUACAGUUUAGAUACUUCUCAACACAAGAUGCUUGUCUUCUCCAUCCUCUCCCUCAGUAUUUCUCAUUUCCAUAAUCUCUUGAUGUAAAGAAGAAAACUUGACCAUUUCUUAAUGAAAAGUAGAACAACAAAUGAAGCCAAUGGUUGCAGUUUGGUUUUUGAAUA